Talaromyces rugulosus is the source of this 357-nucleotide messenger RNA. RefSeq lists its product as uncharacterized. Bases 1 to 357 code for a protein of 118 amino acids. The record is from RefSeq and is a predicted model, not a curated record. Lineage: Eukaryota; Fungi; Ascomycota; Eurotiomycetes; Eurotiales; Trichocomaceae. The transcript has a single exon.
AUGAAGUUCUUCGCCACAACCGCCAUCUUCUCUCUCCUGGGUGCUACCCUCGCCGCCCCUUCUGCUGCCCCUCUCGACCGAAGACUCAAGGUCGAUGGCGUCCUCGCUUGCCUUGACCCAACCGUCACCCUCGUCAUCAACGAGCUCAAGUCCCUCGAGCAAACCAAGGUUGACAAGCUCAUCCAUGACCUUCUCUCCGGCGCAGAGAUCAAGUCUGAGCUCGAGAGCGUUGGCGGAAUCACUCAAGAUGUCACUCAGCUGCUCUCUUGCCUCUCCCUUGGACUCGGAGAUGUCGACGCUCAGCUUGGUGACACCGUGAUCGGUCUCCUCGAGAGCCUCCACCUCGUUCCUAGUUAG